GAGUCACAGGGGGAAAAUGGGCAGCACGUGCCGCAGCCCAGGCCGUAGCGGGUGAUUCGAGGAGUCGGCACCAGGGGUGCGUGGAGGGCGGGAGGAGCCGGAGAACGUGCCUGUGAUUGGCGGGCCGGGGGUGGGGGUACCAAGACGCUUGUGGUUGGGCGAGGCCAAGACCAAGGGCUGCUUUUUGAACCGCGUAGGGUUCUGGGUAGCAAAGGCCUUGGAAGGGUCUUAACUGAAAGGGGGAGGGGAGAAGGUCGCCAACAAACGGCUGAGGUCACAAUCCGGGCCGGCACUAGGCCGGGGCGUCUCCCUCCCCCCAUGGAGAGAGCCAGGCCGGAGCUCCGCCAACUGCCGCGGGCGACCCCGCCGCGCCCGCUGCGCCCCGCUCCGCCCCCGAUGCCUGUCGAGGGCGCCUCCUUUCGGGCAGCGGCCGCGGAGCCCUCUGCGUCGCCGCCCGCCCCGUGCGCGGCCGCCAUUGCGACCGUAGUCUCGUCGUGCGGGGAGGCUCCGGCGUCGGGCGUACAGCCCGCGGCACAGCGGGUGCUGCAGGUGAACCCGGAGCAGGUGUUACUGUUGCCGCCUGGGCCACCAUUGCCUCUGGCCUGGGAGGAAGGCGCAGCCGCCUCUCCCGCGCAGGCGCGGCUGCUGCAGCUGAGGCCCGACCUGCUACUGCUGCCGCCGCCUUCGGCGUCCGAGGGCGCCCCCUGCAGGCCUCAUUUGCACCCGGUGCAGCCCCGGCCGGUGCACGUUAAGGCAGAGAAGCAGGAGCCGGACCCCAGCUUGGAUCCGUCAGUGGGACCUCGGAGGGCCAUCAAGGCGGGCCCUAAGGCCUCCAGGGCGGCAAAGGCGGGAGGCCCCGGGCCGGCCCUCGACAGCCCACGAGGGGACGAGAAGGGCAAGUUGGAGGAGGAGGAAGAGGUCAUGAGCUACACGGCGAAAGGCGGGGAAGGCAAAAGCCUGGCGGCUAUCAGAGAAGGAGUCAUCAAAACGGAGGAGGCUGAGAGACUCCGCGAGGACUCCAGGCUCGGCACAGAGCCCGCGUCCAGUGGCCUGGUCCAUGGCAGCAAAGAUGUCAUCCUGACCCAGCCGUCCAGUGCCUUUGGGCCGCACCAGCAAGAGCUUAGGAUCCCUUUGACUCUUCACACCGUGCCCCCUGGGGCCCGGAUCCAGUUUCAGGGACCUCCACCUUCAGAGCUGAUACGAUUGACCAAGGUCCCCUUGACACCGGUGCCUAUUAAAAUGCAGUCCUUACUGGAGCCUUCUGUAAAAAUUGAAACCAAAGAUGUCCCGCUCACCGUGCUUCCCUCAGAUGCAGGAAUACCAGAUACUCCCUUCAGUAAGGACAGAAAUGGUCAUGUGAAGCGACCCAUGAAUGCAUUUAUGGUUUGGGCAAGGAUCCACCGGCCAGCACUAGCCAAAGCUAACCCAGCAGCCAACAAUGCAGAAAUCAGUGUCCAGCUCGGGUUAGAGUGGAACAAACUUAGUGAAGAACAAAAGAAACCCUAUUAUGAUGAAGCACAAAAGAUUAAAGAAAAGCACAGAGAGGAAUUUCCUGGUUGGGUUUAUCAGCCUCGUCCAGGGAAGCGAAAACGCUUCCCUCUAAGCGUUUCCAAUGUACUUUCUGGUACCACACAGAAUAUCAUCUCUACAAAUCCAACAACAGUUUAUCCUUAUUGCUCACCUACCUACUCUGUGGUAAUUCCCAGCCUACAGAACACCAUCACUCAUUCAGUUGGUGAAGCUCCACCUGCCGUCCAGCUGCCCACACCUGCAGUCCAGCGCCCAAGCCCCAUCACGCUUUUCCAGCCGAGCGUCUCCAGUACUGCCCAGGUGGCUGUCCAGGCUCCAAGUUUGCCCCUCUGUCCACCACUCCCACCCCAGUGCUUUGCUGGGCCCUCCCAAACAGACACUCAUCAGCUGCAUUCUGGAGCCAGUUGCUCUGUGAAGAGACCCACUCCUGUCUCUCUGGAGAGCACCAGCAGGAUUCCAACUAGUGCAAGUACUGCCCACGCCAGAUUUGCAGCCUCUACAAUCCAACCUCCCAAGGAGUAUCCCAGCGUCUCCACUUGUCCCAGAAGUGCUCCAAUCCCACAAGCUCCUCCUAUUCCACAUCCACAUGUCUGCCAGCCCCCUCCCCUUGGCCAUGCAGCCACAUUGUUUGGGACCCCACCACGAUUCUCUUUUCAUCACCCUUACUUCCUACCUGGACCUCACUACUUCCCAUCAAGCACGUGCCCUUAUAGUCGGCCUCCUUUUGGCUAUGGAAAUUUUCCAAGUUCAGUGCCAGAAUGCCUUGGUUAUUAUGAAGACAGUUACCAAAUACAUGAGGCUAUGUUUUCAGCUUUAAAUAGUGACUAUCCUUUUAGAGACUACCCAGAUGAACGUGCUCACAGCGAAGAUUUUCGGCGUUGUGAGAGCAUGGAUGGGACCUCUUACUGUAACAGUCAUAGCCACAGUGGCGAAGAAUACUUAAAUCCCAUGCCUCAGCUGGACACUGGAGCCUUGGAAAGUGUCUUCACAGCCCCGACAUCAACUCCCUCUAACGUCCAGCAAGUCAAUGUCACUGACAGUGAUGAGGAAGAAGAAGAAAAAGUGCUCAGGAAUUUAUAAUUAUAAAACAAAUAUGUACAGAAAAUAAACAUUUCUUAAAAUAUAUUCUGGGUCACUUGAUGUGAAAAAAAAGCACCUAGAAUGCUUUGCUGAGAGUUUUCAGCCAUGAUCUGAGGAGUCAAAACCAAAUGCAAUUUAUGCCUUCAUAAAGUUUUGAUUAAUGAAA
Messenger RNA from Physeter macrocephalus (sperm whale), 2776 nucleotides. RefSeq names its product SRY-box transcription factor 30 (gene SOX30). Gene Ontology annotation, cellular component: nucleus. The coding region runs from base 319 to 2610 and encodes 763 amino acids. Gene Ontology annotation, molecular function: sequence-specific double-stranded DNA binding; DNA-binding transcription factor activity, RNA polymerase II-specific. The transcript has 5 exons. Gene Ontology annotation, biological process: regulation of transcription by RNA polymerase II. The record is from RefSeq and is a predicted model, not a curated record. Lineage: Eukaryota; Metazoa; Chordata; Mammalia; Artiodactyla; Physeteridae.